Molecule: messenger RNA, 1533 nt
Organism: Alternaria conjuncta
Lineage: Eukaryota; Fungi; Ascomycota; Dothideomycetes; Pleosporales; Pleosporaceae
Exons: 1
Coding region: 1-1533 (510 amino acids)
Source: RefSeq, a predicted model, not a curated record
AUGUCGCCCCACCUGAUCGGUAGCCUGGCCCGCGGGGUUCCCAGCGCGGAUGAGAUGCCAACACCCCAGAGCAAGAUCAAGAUCAAGAUGCCCGUCAGCAGCCCACCGGAACACCUUUCGGGUGCCGAAUCCAUCCCAGUUGAUGAAGAUAGCGAUGGCGAACUGUCGGACGACCCUGCACCAUACUCCGGUCGAGAGCUAGUCAACAAGGAGCUCACAUCGAAAGAGACGUUCGCGCCCCACGACACCGACCCCACCAAGAUCGAGGCGACUUUCAAGAUCCAAAUGCCCGACGGCAAGAGCUGGUUCAUACAGAAGAACAUAAUCCCAGAGAAGCGCGAAUCCGCCGACCGUGACUUGUACGAAGCCGAUGACUGCAUCUUCUUCCCUGACCUCGAGAGCUGCAAGGUUCCCAAGAAGGACAAGGAGAAGAAGAACAAUCCCGUGGUAGAAUGGAACAAGGUCAGCGAGAACCGUUGGGAGCGGACCUUCAAGGGCAUCAAUGAGGUCUUCACCCCGAGCAUCGCACUCCGCCGCUUCAAUGCCCGUACCCGCGCAUACGAACACGUCCACGUUGGCCAGUCGAAACUCACCAACAUCGAUCCCAACGACAAGAAAUGGAAAGACGCAUACAACAAGUGGAUUGACCAGAUCUCGCGCCGGUCCAACGCUGCCUACGAGAAGAAGAAGAACCGUGACCACUGGACCGUCCCAGAGAUCUGCGCCAUGUACACUGGCAUCAACGACUUCGUUCACACCAAGGGUUUUGACGCGUACGACACCAUUACCACCGCCGACUUGUCCAAGAUCGUUGAAGCCAUCAACAAGGCUGGUGGGAAGAACCGUGGUCUGGACGCUCUCCGAGGACAGAUCACGUCCGCUCAUGAGACGAAGAACAAGACGAUGGCGUAUCUUCGUGAGCACGCCCGAGACUUUCGACUGCUGGUUGAAGGUGGCGGCGUAGUGAGCAAAGAGGAGCGGUACCCUAAACACAUGAUCCCUCUGUCAGAGUUUCCAGUUGAGAAGCGCGCCAAUCAUCGAAAGGGCACCGGUAAGCCCAAGACAUACAAGCCCAAGUUCCGGUCUGUGAACACACAGACUGGCGAUGACAUUGUGGUUCACGAAGACUACGACGGUGCCGGCAUUACUUCGACUGCAAGCAAAAUCUCCAAGAAACGCAAGCGCGAUGCUCCGUCAUCCGACGGCGAUGAAGUCGAGGAUCAGACUGAGCUUCCUGCUGACGAAAGUGACGAAGAGGAAGUCGAGCAUGGCUACGGAAGCGACGCUGGCGAAUCCUCAGACGAGGAGGUGGGAAACGGCGAUGAGCCCGAGUACAUGGAGAAGGCAGAUGAUGUGAAGAGUCUCAAGGCCGUGAAGGAAGAAGACGCGAAAGAGCCUGAGGACGUGAAGGCCGAGGUCGUGCAGGCAGCAGACGUGGACGCCGAUGCCCUUCCGCCAGCCAAGAAGCCACGUGUGACUGACCACGCCAUUGAGCUCGCCCGCCAGCUGCUCGAGGAUGAUUCUGAUGAGUAG